GUCAGGCCACACUCCGCUCUUUCUCUGACUGCAUACAAUGUCUUAAUAGGAAACUUGCUCUCCUCGCGAUCUUUCUUUUCACCAGCCGUGGUUUAACUACAUUUUGUAUAGUGUUAAUUAAAUACCCAUCAAAAUAGAAAUCGUCCAAACAAAUCAGAAUGGACUCAAAGUACUUCCGCUAUUUCGUGUUAUUAUUGGGAUACUUCUCCUGCGUAAACUUUACUGUCACCGGGACCCACCAGACUUACCACAGCAUUCUUAGGAGGAUCAACCCAUUCCAAAGAAUGUGCCUCUGUAACCGGUGGACGCGGAGACUCCAAUUAGACCGAAUGAUUCUAGAAUUGUACCCUGGACUGUUCAAUACACAGAAGAGUCUCCGCUUUAUGCCCGUGGUCAAGCCCGUGGGUGAAGGGUCACAUGUACAUGGCACGGGUUCCUAUGUAGGAAAUACUGUCGGAAAUCUAAACGGGAAACCGGAAACACAGUCCUGUUGUGGAACAAAUUAUGCAUAUGAGAUACUCAACAAAACCAAGGAGAGUGGACGAGAGCUUAGGGUGGUUCACUUUGAUCAUCAAUACCAGUUUGUGCCCGUCGGCCGCUGCGAAUCUACCACGCCCGGGCAGUGUGGUCGAGGAUCGUGUUUACAAAUGUACAGACAUUAUUGGAUGCUAGUGUGGGAUGACGACUUGUCUCAUUUCCCGCCAGUCAAAUUCAUCCCCGUGGAAAUUCCAUCCCACUGCGAGUGUGUAAAUGUAGGAAAAGGACAGAAAACAUAGAGCCGCAAAUAAAUGACACAUUGCUAACAACCCAGCUUUCAACAUGACCAAUGGUCAUGUGUUCGAAGACAACAGACUGUCCAAUAGUGUGACUAUGUUAGCAAAAUUCUGACCAAUAGUGUGCUAGUAUUUGUCAUCAUUGACAACGUACUAGAAGACAGCGGGACAGGCUUCACUGCAAUAAACCCACGAAAUGUGAUUACUCUGCACUUUAACUCUUCCGAGAUAACAAGAGUCUACCGUUCAUAUUUUGACCUUUACUUUUUUGUUGUGGUGAACUUCCUGGCGCAUGUCAAUUCACUUGAACAUUUCCGUCGGCUGCUAACCAUGAAUGGUAGUUUUUUUUAAUGAUUUUAUAAGGAGAGUUGCGUUCUUAGGCUGUAUUUGUGAUCAGAAAUUACGACAUGACGUUUUCUCUAUACAAGUCUGUGCCUGAAAAAUGAAUCUGAAUAAUUUAGUAUUUUUCCCCCAGUGACAAUAAUUUAUUUUGUUGGGCGUUUAUCAUCAAUGUCUUUAUCUACGAAGUUUUGUCGAUUCAUUCCUUGUCGAUAAAUCUGGCCAUGUUGUCAUUUAACAGGAGUUUGGCGUGUCGACAAAAUAAUUACACAUUCAAAUCACUCUGCCAUCAACAAUUUCGUUUGAUGAAUAGCAAAUGUAAGAUAAGUUUCAUUGCAUCAAUGUGCGUAUUUCUUUCUUUCUUCUUAUUUUUUUUUUUGAGUUUAAUGUUAAUAUAUAUACAUGUACUAAUUCUACACCUGAUGUAUGUAAUGAUAUGUUUCUUUUUUGCGCUGGGUGCUUAAGCACCAUUUUUUAUGCUUAUAAUGCUAUUUACUUAGUUUAUUAUAUAUGAUAAACUUGUGAUGUUCAAAUUUAUAUGAAAAACAUGUUACUCUACGAUGAAAAAACACAAUAAAAUGCUAAAUAAAUGGUUGAACAUAAAAUAGCACGCCUAGUCAUUUGUAAAAGAAAUAAAGAAUGCAUCAAUAUCCGUUUUAGUUGCAGCAUGUAAGUCAAGCAAUUUGUUUUUGAUAAGCAGAAAUAUAAAACUGAAAAUUGGCCAUUCA
Magallana angulata is the source of this 1840-nucleotide messenger RNA. RefSeq lists its product as uncharacterized. The coding region runs from base 159 to 776 and encodes 205 amino acids. The transcript is spliced from 4 exons. The record is from RefSeq and is a predicted model, not a curated record. NCBI's taxonomy places the organism in Eukaryota, Metazoa, Mollusca, Bivalvia, Ostreida, Ostreidae.